This is a messenger RNA of Abrus precatorius (Indian licorice), 1350 nucleotides long. Its product is annotated as serine decarboxylase-like. Gene Ontology annotation, biological process: carboxylic acid metabolic process. Gene Ontology annotation, molecular function: carboxy-lyase activity; pyridoxal phosphate binding. Lineage: Eukaryota; Viridiplantae; Streptophyta; Magnoliopsida; Fabales; Fabaceae. The coding region runs from base 19 to 1350 and encodes 443 amino acids. The record is from RefSeq and is a predicted model, not a curated record. The transcript is spliced from 5 exons.
AAUUCAACGAGGAAGAACAUGGCAACGGAUAUCGUUCCAUCAAAUCAUGCCACAGAGCUGUUGCCAACGACUGUGAGCAAUGUCAAGCACUCUAGAAAACAUGGCAAUAGACAUAUGAACCUUGCCAUUACCCGCUGCAAUGGCCAGGCACAAGACAAUUUGACUACAGUCAUUACUCACUACGUCGAGACCCUAACUCAGCGCAACUCGCGCAACUUGGGCUACCCCACUAAUCAGGCCUUCAACUAUGACGCAUUAGCACCGUUGCUUCAAUUUCACCUAAACAAUGCUGGUGAUCCAUUUGUAGGCAGCAGCUACUGUCUAAAUUCAACUGCAUUUGAAGUUUGCGUGCUUGAUUGGUUUGCAAAUCUGUGGGAGAUAGAGAAGAAUGAGUACUGGGGAUAUGUCACAACAGGUGGAACUGAAGGCAAUCUUCAUGGGAUUUUCGUGGGGAGAGAGCAAUUUCCAGAUGGGAUUUUAUAUACCUCACAAGAUUCACAUUAUUCAAUUUUCAAAAUAGCAAGAAUGUACCGAAUGCAGUGUGAGAAGAUUAACGUUUUGGUCUCUGGUGAGAUUGAUUGUAUUGAUCUAAAGGCUUUACUUCUUGAUCACAAGGACAAACCAGCCAUCAUCAAUCUAAACAUAGGGACAACUAUGAAAGGAGGAGUUGAUGACCUUGAUCUUGUUAUUGAAACGCUUCAGGAAUGUGGUUUCACUCGUGAUCGAUUCUACAUUCACUGUGAUGGAGCUCUAUUUGGAAUGAUGUUGCCUUUUGUCAAACGAGCCCCAAAGAUUACCUUCAAGAAGCCCAUUGGAAGUAUAACAAUCUCUGGCCAUAAGUUUUUGGGAUGUCCAAUUCCUUGUGGCGUUGUAAUUACUCGUCUAGAACAUACAAAUGCCCUUUCUAGAGAUGUUGAAAUUAUUGCUUCAAGGGAUGUCACAAUCACAGGUAGCCGUUGUGGGCAUGCACCAAUCUUCCUUUGGUAUGCUAUCCAAGAAAAAGGCUUAAUAGGACUUAGGAAAGAAGUGUAUAUGUGCACCCUGAAUGCAUGCCACCUACUGAAUCAACUACGUGAUGGUGGCAUUAGUGCAAUGUUGAAUGACUUUAGUAACACAGUUGUCUUUGAAAGGCCUCUUGAUGAUGACUUUACGCGUAGAUGGAAUUUGGCUUGCAAAGGUAAUAUUGCACAUAUAGUUGUGAUGCAGCACGUUACUACUGAAAUUCUUGACUCCUUUGUUGCUGAAUUUAUCCAAAAACGACUUAUUUGGUUCAACGAUGAACUCAGAAAGCCUCCAUGCAUUGCAAAUGACAUUGGAGCUGAAAAUUGUGCUUGUACAUUGCACGUAUAA